This is a messenger RNA of Gallus gallus (chicken), 366 nucleotides long. RefSeq names its product mitochondrial ribosomal protein L54 (gene MRPL54). The transcript is spliced from 3 exons. The record is from RefSeq and is a predicted model, not a curated record. The coding region runs from base 1 to 366 and encodes 121 amino acids. Gene Ontology annotation, molecular function: structural constituent of ribosome. Lineage: Eukaryota; Metazoa; Chordata; Aves; Galliformes; Phasianidae. Gene Ontology annotation, cellular component: mitochondrial large ribosomal subunit.
AUGGCCGCGCGGCUGCUGCUGCGGGCGGUGAGUGCUGUGCGGCCCGGCCCGGCCCGCGGCUACGCCAAGAAACCGGGUGUGAAGGUGAAGGGGAAGAGCGCUCCGAAGGAGCAGCUGAAGGGGCCGGAGGUGUGCACAGACCCCGUCACGUUGGCCAACUACGCCGUGGGGGUCAACUACCUGAAGGACAGCCCCGAGGUGGCCCUGAAGCCCGACUCCGAGUACCCCGAGUGGCUGUUCCAGAUCCACCUCGGCCCCCCCAAGAAGCUGGAGGAGAUGGACCCCGACUCCCUCGAGUACUGGAGGCGCCUGCGGAAGUACAACACGUGGCAGCGCAACAAGCUGAAGAAGAGCAGGAAGCUGUGA